Rhizophagus irregularis DAOM 181602=DAOM 197198 is the source of this 758-nucleotide messenger RNA. Its product is annotated as 60S ribosomal protein eL21. Gene Ontology annotation, cellular component: ribosome; cytosolic large ribosomal subunit. Gene Ontology annotation, molecular function: structural constituent of ribosome. Gene Ontology annotation, biological process: translation. NCBI's taxonomy places the organism in Eukaryota, Fungi, Glomeromycota, Glomeromycetes, Glomerales, Glomeraceae. The record is from RefSeq and is a predicted model, not a curated record.
AUCCUUACUUUCACUAAAAAACCAACCAUUGUGAGUUUUAGUUGAAAAUUUGAAAUUAGUUUCCUGUUGACCCAAAUAGUAAGAAUUAAAAAUGCCGCACUCUUAUGGUAUCCGCGCCCGUACGCGCUAUAUGUUUUCUCGUAAAUUCCGCGAGACUGGAUCUAUUAGGCUCUCAACCUACCUUAAAACGUAUAAAGUUGGCGAUAUUGUUGAUAUUAAAGCCAACGGCGCUGUCCAAAAGGGUAUGCCCCACAAAUUUUAUCAUGGUCGCACCGGGAUCAUUUACAAUGUAACAAAAUCUGCUGUUGGUGUAAUAAUUAACAAAGUUGUUGGCAACCGUUAUAUUGAAAAGCGGGUUAAUGUUAGAAUUGAGCAUAUUAAGCAUUCGAAAUGCAGAGAUGAUUUCUUGCGACGUGUUAAGGAAAAUGCGAUCAAAAAGAAAGAAGCUAGAGCUAAAGGAGAAAAGGUUAAUCUUAAAAGACAACCCGAAGGUCCUCGAAAAUCUCAUUUUGUCUCUACUAAUAAGAAUAUGCCGACCACAAUCACUCCAAUCCCGUAUGAAACUCUUGUUUGAUAACAACCUCAUUAUUAUUACCCGUCCAUUGAUAAUGACCGAUGGUAAUAUUGUAGUCAAAAUAGAAGACAAUUAAUCAUGAUUUUAAUGUUUUAUACUGUAUGCCCGAAAAGUAGUAGUAGCUUAGCUUGUAUUAAAAUCUUUAAAUUACAUAAAUUAUAAAUUAAUGCCUAUGUCACGUGAU